GUUUUCGACACGGAGAAACUUAACAUUUUAGGCAUAGCCCAUCGUAUAACGACUUAACACAUUAUCUAGUUUUCGAACUAAAACGAAGUCAUUUAAUGUGUAUUUGGAUUGCACAUAAUUAUGGCGCAUUUAUUCAUACAAUUUUUCUUAAUAACUAUUCUGACUUCAUUCCAACAAGCUGCGGCAAAUGAUGAUAUGUUUACCGUUUUGCUUGACCGGAUAGAUAGACUUGAAGUCAGUGACGCUGCCAAUAAACGCGAAAUAGCAUCACUACAGUCAGAAAUGCGAACGAUGGAAACUAGAUUCCUGGAAAAGGAAGAGAGUUUUCUUUCUGAAAUACACGAUUUGAAAUCAAAGCUAUCGGAUAAUGAUUUUGACCAAGAUGUGGAUGAUUUAAGGCAGAAAUUACCAGAAAAGCCCAUCAAAGAUGACAGGAAGGACGAUACAAACAGCGCUGGGAUCUUUCAUCGUGAUCUUAUCAAACGUAUUAAAGGAGAAAAUAGGUUAAUGGAAGUUCGAGAAGCAGUGGAGACAGAAGUCGCAUUCUAUGCAACGCACUCACAACAUGAUGUUCAACAUCUUGGCCAGAAUCAAAUUAUUGUAUUUGAUGAAGCUAUAACAAAUAUUGGAAACGCAUACAAUUCACACCAUGGGGGAUUCGUGGCACCCGUUGCCGGGACAUACGUUUUCCACGUGACCAUGAUGGGCAAAAACGCCCAUGCGGUGACAGGCAACCACUUCAAUGCAUAUAUUGAUGUUGAUGGCAGGACAUAUUCGCAGCUGUGGGUUGUACCUGGAGAACAGUCUUCACAGAUGUUUAUCAUCGAGUUAUCAGCGGGCAAAACGGUAUCGGUGAAGAACCAUAUUCUAGACGACGGGUUUGUUGGACAGCAUAUGUCUACCUUCUCUGGCUUUCUAUUGUAUGAGCACUACCGCUCACCAGCUAUCGUAGGAAAAUAAAAUAACAAUAAUUAUUCAA
Messenger RNA from Mercenaria mercenaria, 979 nucleotides. RefSeq lists its product as uncharacterized. The record is from RefSeq and is a predicted model, not a curated record. The coding region runs from base 121 to 960 and encodes 279 amino acids. Lineage: Eukaryota; Metazoa; Mollusca; Bivalvia; Venerida; Veneridae. Gene Ontology annotation, molecular function: protein binding. The transcript is spliced from 2 exons.